CAACGUCCCUGUUUAUUCCAUUGAGAAAGCUAGUCCAGCCUACGAAAUUGCUAUAAAAUGUCAGUGAUUUAACAAAUUUCUUCAUUGUUCCUUCAACACCGAGAUGAAUUCACUGCUCUUCACUCUAAUUCUGCUGGUCGAUGCCGGCCAUCUCAUCGCCGGCAGGUCAAGGUUCCUGGCGAUCCCCCUUGACGACGUAAAGAUAAUCGAACUGACCUCUGGGAUAUCUUCUUUUAUGCCGCGAGUGGCACGCAGCGCCGACGCCUACGUCCCUGUGGCCGUCGCGACGCUCCAUAACGAGGAGGUCGAGCCAACUCCUAGGAUCGAACGGGCGGCUGCUCACUACCUGGAUUACGUCGAUUUCGGUGGGCACACCGGAGAAAAUGGCGCCUUUGGUUGGUACGCGGACUUCCCGGCGCAUCAGUAACUAAAUCAUGAUACAUCGGAAAUUCGGAAUCUCUGGAAAGAUGCUUCGUAUUUAGUUAUAAAUUUCGACUUUUGACGCAGAUUUUACUUAUUCUAAACUCAGUGUAACAAAAAAAAAGUGCAACCAUUUGCACGCCAUUUUCAGUCUCUUUGUAGUCGCAUAAUUCAGCUAAAACUGAGGCCAAAACGAUCAGCUGAUCGCCUGGUGCGACGCCAUGUUUGGUAGCGCUCACACUUUCAGUCUUGCCAAUAGUGCAGAUCUUUCUAUUCAAUUACGUUUGACACAAGUGAUGCACGUUUGGACUUGACAAAUUUUCAACUUUUUUGGAUAUUGUGAACGUUGAUUCGUCGCGCUGUAGGUAUAAUAAUAGUUUAUUAUUGUUAACAUCAUGGUACGCAGAGUAAUUACAAUUUACAAUGAAAUAAAUAUAGUGACAUCCAACAACAGUGAUCUUUCUCGAUUGACAUUUAAACAUCAUUAUGCGUAUUGUAUACUACAUAUAUAUAGGUAUACCUAUAUAUUAUCAUUAUUUUCUUUACUUCAACUGAUUUUAUCGAUAUUUU
Molecule: messenger RNA, 990 nt
Organism: Diprion similis
Lineage: Eukaryota; Metazoa; Arthropoda; Insecta; Hymenoptera; Diprionidae
Exons: 2
Coding region: 104-427 (107 amino acids)
Source: RefSeq, a predicted model, not a curated record